Molecule: messenger RNA, 816 nt
Organism: Parnassius apollo (apollo)
Lineage: Eukaryota; Metazoa; Arthropoda; Insecta; Lepidoptera; Papilionidae
Source: the annotation of a GenBank genome assembly
AUGGGCGCGCGAUACGGCAUGCCUAUCGACAUGUGGUCACUAGGGUGCAUUUUGGCGGAGCUGCUAACAGGCUUUCCCUUACUACCCGGUGAAGAUGAAUUGGACCAGAUGGCGUGUAUUAUCGAACUCCUAGGCAUGCCGCCGCAGAAGCUCAUCGAGCAGGGGAAGAGAUCGAAAAACUUCAUUAGUAGCAAAGGCCUACCACGGUAUUGUACGGCUACCACGCUUCCUGAUGGGGUCACGGUUCUUGGUGCAGGUAUGUCAAGAAGAGGAAAGCCAAGAGGUCUGCCCGGAUCGAGAAGUUUUGUCACUGCACUCAAAGGCUGCCAGGACAAGUUCUUCAUCGAUUUUAUUAGAAGAUGCUUAGAAUGGGAUCCGGAGAAGCGUCUGACGCCCGCACAAGCGCUGCGUCACGCGUGGCUGCGCCGCCGGCUGCCGCGGCCGCCGCACGACGACGAGCCGCACGCCGCGCACGCACAGCCGCAGUCCCACGCGCAGCCGCACCAGCACGGACAGGCCCAGCCCGUGCCCGCCAACCACUCGGGCGGCGCGGGGGGUGCAGGGGGUACGGCGGGUGCGGCCGCGGGGGCGGCGGGUGCGGGUGUGGCGGGGACGGCUGCGGGGGGGACGGCUGCCGGGAGCACGGGGGGCGUGGGCGGUCGCAGCGGCUCGCUACGGACGCCCCUCGCGCGCACACCGGUCACCUUCAACGCAUCCCAAGUCGCCAAAGCGAAGCUGCAGGCGGCGCUGUCGGAGGAGAGCGGGUCGGGGCGCUACUGGGCCGCCAAGCUGCCGCACCUGCCCGCGCCUUCCUAG